CAUCGUCCUCCUCUCGGGAUGGGGAGGCGCACCUCUGCUUCUCUGAAUUUUGCACAGACCUAUAGAACCAAGUCCAAAGAGCAGCUCCUCCCGGAAGCUUGCCCUCAGAAGAUUUCUACCCCUAAAAGCUCCCCUCUCCCCCACCUUCUGUGGAACAGCCCACUGUACGGAACAGGUGCUAAGAUGGCGGCCCUCAUGGAGACUCUCCUGAGCGCAGCCAUGUUUCUCGCUUGACGGCGCCACUCAUGGACAAAGUCUCUGGCGAUCCGUAACAGCGCCUUGUUCAGUGAUUUCUUGGUGUCUCUGGAGCCAUUGAGCCUUACCCCUUACUGGAGGCUACAGAAUCCUCUGCAUACAGAUACCCCUCCAGCUUUGGAAGGUGGUCUGAGGCCCAAGGUGAACAUGCCAGCUAAUGGGAAAUCACCCCAGAGAUUCCCUGCCCUGAUGCCAGGAGAUCCUGGCACAUCAUUUGAGGGAUCUGUGUCAUUUGAGGAUGUGGCUGUGGAUUUCACCCGACAGGAGUGGCACAGACUGGAUCCUGCUCAAAGAACCAUGCAUAAGGAUGUGAUGCUGGAGACCUACAGCAACCUGGCAUCUGUGGGCCUCUGCGUGGCCAAACCAGAGAUGAUCUUCAAGUUGGAGCGAGGAGAAGAGCUGUGGAUAUUAGAGGAGGAAUCCUCUAGCCAUGGUUACUCAGGAUCUCUCUCACUGCUGUGUGGCAAUAGUUCUGUUGGGGAUAAUGUCCUCAGGCAUGAUAACAACCUUCUUCAGCAUCAGAAGAUUCAAGCUUUGGAUCAAAAUGUUGAAUAUAAUGUAUUUGGGAAAGGCUUCCAUGAGAAAACAGGCUUCAUUAGACAUAAAAUAACACAUAUAGGAGAUAAAAACUUUGAAUGUCAUGAAUGUGGGAAAGCUUAUUGCAGGAAAUCAAACCUCAUUGAACAUCUGAGAAUACACACAGGGGAGAGACCCUAUGAAUGUAGUGAAUGUGCAAAAACCUUCAGUGCAAGAUCAUACCUCAUUGCUCAUCAGAAAACUCACACAGGGGAGAAGCCCUUUGAAUGUAAUGAAUGUGGGAAAUCUUUUGGCAGGAAGUCACAACUCAUUCUACAUCGGAGAACACACACAGGAGAGAGACCCUAUGAGUGUACUGAAUGUGGGAAAACCUUUUCUGAGAAGGCAACCCUCACGAUUCAUCAGAGAACUCACACAGGGGAGAAACCCUAUGAAUGUGGUGAAUGUGGGAAAACAUUUCGUGUAAAGAUAUCCCUCACUCAACACCACAGAACUCACACAGGGGAAAAACCCUAUGAAUGUGGGGACUGUGGGAAAAAUUUCAGUGCAAAGAAAUCCUUAAAUCAACAUCAAAGAAUUCACACAGGUGAGAAACCCUAUGAGUGUGGUGAAUGUGGGAAAUUCUUCCGAAUGAAGAUGACUCUCAAUAAUCAUCAAAGAACUCACACAGGUGAAAAGCCCUAUCAGUGUAAUGAAUGUGGGAAGUCUUUCAGGGUGCACUCAUCUCUUGGCAUCCAUCAGAGAAUUCACACAGGAGAGAAACCUUAUGAAUGUAAUGAGUGUGGCAAUGCCUUCUAUGUGAAAGCACGCCUCAUUGAACAUCAGAGAAUGCAUUCAGGAGAGAAACCCUAUGAAUGUAGUGAAUGUGGGAAAAUCUUCAGUAUGAAGAAAUCCCUCUGUCAACACCAGAGGACUCACACAGGAGAGAAACCUUAUGAAUGUAGUGAAUGUGGAAAUGCUUUCUAUGUGAAAGUACGCCUCAUUGAACAUCAGCGAAUUCACACAGGAGAGAGACCCUUUGAAUGUCAAGAAUGUGGGAAAGCUUUCUGCCGGAAAGCACACCUCACAGAACAUCAGAGAACUCACAUGGGCCGGCCCUUGCUUUGCACCAUGGAGAAAGCCUCUCCCUGAAGAUUCCCCUAGCCACUGGAUCAAGCUCCUUGGGGCAUCUGAUCACCAGGGCACACAAAGUAUGCCUAUAACAAUUUGACACCUACAUUUGUGCCAGAAUAUGUCCUGGUCCCCUUAGGGGGUAGCUCAUUGUUGUUUUCAUUUGGAUUUCCCUAGUUAGUGAUGAGAUUUAACAUCUACUCUGUUGAUUGGCCAUUGGGUUUUUUCUUUGGUACACUGACUGUUCAUUGUUUUCUAAUGGGCUGUUCAUCUUUUACUCUUGGUUUAAAUGUUUAUUUAAUGUAUUAGAAUAUAAAAAUCCUUUUUUUCCAGUCUUAUGUGUUACAAGUAUCUUCUCUUGGACUAUGGGUAGUUCUUUAAUUUUGUCAUCUCUUUCCUCCUGCCGAUGUUUUAUGUUUUAGUAUUAUCAGUUUCAAGGUGAUGAUAUUCUCCUAUACUUUCCUCUAAAGUUAAGGUUUUCCUUUCAACAUUUAGAAUUUUAAUCUCCCAUGAAAUUUUUUUGUAUAAUAUGAAGUCUGUAAUAUAUAAUACUAUUUUUUCUUUUUAAAACUUUACAUAAAUGGGAUCACACUGUAUUUAAAGUUCUGCAGCUUGCCUUUUUCAUGUAAUGUUACCUUUCUUAGAUCUACCAAUGUUGAUAAAUAUAGAUCUGGUUUAUUCAUUUAUCCUUCCAUUCCCCUAGUGAAAGACAUUUGUAUUGUUUCUGUGUUUAGUGUCUAAACAUUUAAGUGGAACUGAUGGGUCAUAGGGUUUGGGCAAUUUGCCAGUUAUGAAGCUAUUGUGUCCCAGCUCCAAGCCCACCUUUCUUGACUGUGCUUUUUUUUUUUUUUUUUG
Microcebus murinus (gray mouse lemur) is the source of this 2757-nucleotide messenger RNA. It is a transcript of the gene ZNF157, whose product is annotated as zinc finger protein 157. NCBI's taxonomy places the organism in Eukaryota, Metazoa, Chordata, Mammalia, Primates, Cheirogaleidae. Gene Ontology annotation, biological process: regulation of transcription by RNA polymerase II. The record is from RefSeq and is a predicted model, not a curated record. Gene Ontology annotation, cellular component: nucleus. Gene Ontology annotation, molecular function: DNA-binding transcription factor activity, RNA polymerase II-specific; RNA polymerase II cis-regulatory region sequence-specific DNA binding.